AUGCUAAUUAAUCCAAAUGCACAUGCCAUUUACAUGAAAUCAUGCACGACACCUCCGACUAUAGAAGUCGCUAUAUUUCAAUUAGCGGGUGUUACUCUGCGGCGUUCAGGUACUCGAGGGGCACUCCUUGAGGAGCCUGAUGACCUUGUCGCCCUCGACCUUGUAGUACUUGAGCACGGCGAGCUUGACCUUCUUCUUCUUGUGCUUGAUCUUCUUGGGGGUGGUGUACUGCUUCUUCUUGCGCUUCUUACCACCACCGCAGACGUCGAUGUGCUGCACAAGGUCGAUGGUGUUGUCUUCACCGAUGAGCUCAGCGAUGGGUGUGGCGUCUUCGGCCUCGACGAUUCCGGCCCAGAGGGACUGGAAGCAGUUGGUCAAGCCGUAAAGCUCGGCAAUCCUGCUCUUGAUUUCGGCGACAGUCUCGAGACCAUUGACGUCGAUAACGGCGGUGCUGCCGUUGAAAAGCUUGAUGAAAACCUGAGCGCCCUCCAUGGUGGGAUAGCUUCGGUGGCUCAAUUCGGGCUUGCUAUUAUGCUCCUGAGCAAACCCAAACUUGAGCGUGAAAUUUAG
This is a messenger RNA of Babesia ovata, 570 nucleotides long. RefSeq lists its product as uncharacterized. The record is from RefSeq and is a predicted model, not a curated record. The transcript has 2 exons. NCBI's taxonomy places the organism in Eukaryota, Apicomplexa, Aconoidasida, Piroplasmida, Babesiidae. The coding region runs from base 1 to 570 and encodes 189 amino acids.